AAUGUUGUUGUUGUGGUUGUAAUGAUAAAACAAAUUAAUAAUUAUUAUAUUUCAGUGACUAUCAUCAUUCAUCAAUAUUAAUAUAAAGCGUUGAACCGGCUGACGAGUGACGACGACUCCGGGUGUUUAGAGAAAAAAAAAAAAAAAAAAAAAACAUAUACAACGUACCCCCAUCAUCAGCAGAAAGUUUAAUAAUAAUCAUGGCGGUACCCACAGCCGGUGUUGUGGUUCCAAGAAAUUUUCGUUUGUUGGAAGAACUUGAACAAGGUCAAAAAGGUGUUGGUGAUGGUACCAUCAGUUGGGGCUUGGAAAAUGAUGAUGACAUGACCCUAACUCAUUGGACUGGCAUGAUCAUUGGACCCCCAAGGACACCAUAUGAAAAUAGAAUGUAUAGUUUAAAGAUUGAUUGUGGACCAAGGUAUCCAGAUGAUGCUCCAAAUGUCAGAUUUUUGAGCAGAAUCAAUAUGACCUGCAUCAACAAUACAACUGGAGCAGUUGAUAAUCGAAUUGUUCCUGUUCUUGCAAAAUGGCAACGUGAGUACACAAUUAAAACAGUACUUCAGGAACUACGUCGUUUAAUGACACUCAAAGAAAACAUGAAACAAUCACAGCCACCUGAGGGUAGUACAUUUUAGCCUAGUUGUUAACAACAAAAAACAAUAAAAAAAAAAAAAAAACAAACAAAAUAUAUAUGUAUCGUUUAUUA
Messenger RNA from Aphidius gifuensis, 706 nucleotides. It is a transcript of the gene Uev1A, whose product is annotated as ubiquitin-conjugating enzyme E2 variant 2. Gene Ontology annotation, cellular component: nucleus. The record is from RefSeq and is a predicted model, not a curated record. NCBI's taxonomy places the organism in Eukaryota, Metazoa, Arthropoda, Insecta, Hymenoptera, Braconidae. The coding region runs from base 201 to 635 and encodes 144 amino acids. Gene Ontology annotation, biological process: DNA damage tolerance; protein K63-linked ubiquitination. The transcript has 4 exons.